ACUCCUGUUCACUAGGAGGCGCCAAAGUCUGGGCGAACCGGAGGAGAGGGCGCGAAUCAAGAUGGCGAUUGGACAUGCAGGCAAAAACAAUGUUCUCUCAUCUGUGCUGCUCCAAAUCCUGCUGUAUCUUUCAGCAGCUUUCAGUGUGUUUUACUUCCUGUCCACCCUCUCCAUGAUCAUCUACAAGACUCAUGUGUUGAGUUACCCUGUUGGGCGGCUCGCUCUAGAUGUGUGUCUGCUGUUUCUUAUGGCCGGUUUUGAGGUCCUGAGGGUGUACUGGGGAAUCAGGGGUAACCUGCAGGAGAGCGAGGGCUACACAGGUUCGAAUCUGAUCGCUACAGGGGCCACAGUGCUGCUGGCGCUCUAUUUUGUCAUUUGGCAGUCGUACGUCCUGCGAGCGGAUGUCAUCAUUGGCGCCAUCUUGCUCUGCUUGUACGGCCUGACAGGAAUCGCGGGGCUUGGGACGCUGGCACGCUUCACCAGUGCUUACUCCUGACUCACAACAUCUCUGUGGCUACAGCUGACAGGCUGCCGGAGAUUUUAAUUGCUAUGCAACGGACUUCAGUUUCCUUAUCUGUAAAUCCAAGUUUGAUUACAAUUUGUAAUCUGUCAUAUAGUAUUUUCAUUAAACCUGUUUGUUUUUAAACAAUACCCUGAUGUAGAAUUGAACAGCUUUUUCUGGAACACUUACUUGCAGGGCCUAAAACUAACUUUUUGCCACACCUGCCAAUGGCCAGUGACUUAAGAAAAUUUACUGGCCAUAAAUAUUUUUUACUGGCCAUUAAAGUGUUUUUGCAAAAAUAGCCGAUUAUGACACCAAAAUUUUAGAUACCAGUGAAAAUUCACCACAGAUAAAACUACUAGCCUAAAUAAUAUAAAUUUAAAACAUUAUGAAAGACAAGUAACAGUAGUUUUCAGGUAGAGACAUUAAAUAAAGUAAUCAAAUGUAAAAUAACACUAGAUAGUUUUCACUUUAUUAAUUAAACAUAAAUUAAUCCUUAUUAAAGUUUCAAAGAGCAGUGAGUGAUUUUUUUUUUCUUUGUCCUUUUUUGUUUGAUUAACAUUAAAAACACAGUCAGCAGCAGAAAUAUUAGGCUGUCGUCACUUUAAGACCUAAUGCGCAGGUCUAAUAUACUGAUACUGUACACUGUUUACGUUCACUCAAGCCAUAACCGACUGUGUUUACUAGGAUACUCGCUGAGAGGGGCAUUUUUUGACAUAAUUUUGUGUGAAUAUGCACAAGAAGACAUUAAACAGAGCUCAUUUCAGUAUUUGCGCACUGUCUGUGCACGCACUUCGGAUGUUUGCACAGAACGAGCACACUUAACUUCCCACACAGCGUGUGAGUAACGAAUUGAGUUCCCUUCGUGUCUUGCACUUGACACCGUUUCAUAUACUCGCUAACAUCAAUUUUUACUCUCAUUUGGCGCUUGGUUCAUUUUAAAAUUGUUAAUUUUAGGUCCUGCUUACCUGUAUAAGACUGGAGCUUGCAUGCCAUGUGUACGUCAUUUAAAAACAGAUUUGUCAAAAAAUAUUAUUUAUUUUCUUUUUGAAGUAGACAAAGUUAGCAAGUGCACUUUAAUGUGUAAGAUCCCUGUUUCUCUUUUAUUAAAAAGUACAUUUUAUAAACUCA
Molecule: messenger RNA, 1633 nt
Organism: Ctenopharyngodon idella (grass carp)
Lineage: Eukaryota; Metazoa; Chordata; Actinopteri; Cypriniformes; Xenocyprididae
Product: transmembrane protein 80-like
Exons: 6
Coding region: 62-496 (144 amino acids)
Biological process (GO): non-motile cilium assembly
Cellular component (GO): ciliary transition zone
Source: RefSeq, a predicted model, not a curated record